AUGGCUCCAGUUCCUAUUGAUCUCUCGAAAAUCAACUACCGUGCACUUCUCAGACACAACCUACCUGGAGGUGGCCCAUUCUUGGGUACCAGAUUCCAGAGGGGUGGUAAUAUGAGAGGAGCGGGACUAGGUGGAAUACUAACAGCUGCCCUCACACUCAUUCCAAGAUUUCUGAAUUCUCGAAUAGGACAACAUCUCAUUAAAGCAGGAAAAGAGUUGGCCACGGAGUUGGUAAAUGGAAAUCCAAUCAAAGAAAGUGUAAAAACCGUGGCCAAGAGAAAACUCAAAGAAUUUGCUGGUUCUGGCAAAAAACGACGACUUCAUUUACUCGAGAAAAGUAUAAAAGCACCAAGCAUAGCAGUUUUGAAACCUCAUUUGGUUAAAGAAUCCACACGCACCAAUUUUCUCUAA
Molecule: messenger RNA, 411 nt
Organism: Caenorhabditis remanei
Lineage: Eukaryota; Metazoa; Nematoda; Chromadorea; Rhabditida; Rhabditidae
Exons: 1
Coding region: 1-411 (136 amino acids)
Source: RefSeq, a predicted model, not a curated record